GAAGCGCCAGCGGAGAGGCUAGUUCCUUAGUACUACUUUGGCUACUUAGGGUUAGUUGGCUUGGACAAUCACAAGCGCGAUGAUCAUGGAAGACGAUGAAAUCGUGGAAGUGGAAAACAAUGAAGAUAUUAACAACAGUAAUGGUUCAACUAUUCACAACGUUCACCAAAGUUCAGAGGUAGAAGAUGAUGAUCUUGCGGAUCUCUUACUUCUACAGCAAGAAGAUAUCGAGAAGCUAAGAUUCGCUAACACUGAAGAAGCCUAUGAUUUUUGGAGGAACUAUGGGCUGGUCACCGGCUUUGACGUCAGGAAAGAAGAUAUUGGCCGAGAUAAAGACAAGGUCAUGAUAUGGCGUCGGUUUGUAUGUUCUGGUCAAGGAACAAAGCGCGACCGAAAGGGUGAACGAAAGAGGGAACCAAAAGGAGAGACGAGAUUUGACUGCAAAGCUAGGAUUCGUGUACGACUAGACAAGUCAGAUGGGAAGUGGUUUGUGGAUAUCUUUCAUAACGUGCACUCUCACGUAACGGUUCCAAAAAAAUACCGACACUAUAUGAAAGGGAAUCGACAGUUGAGUGAUGCAGUUAAAGCAGCAAUCAAUUUCCGGAGAGCUGCAGGAAUGAAAACAUCACAGAUUGUUUCACUAGCGGUUGCAGAGGCAGGAGGCUAUAGCAAGAUGGGGUUCACGAGGAAAGAUGCGUAUAAUUACGUGGACAAAGAUCGGAAGGAACAGAUUAGUGAUGGUGAUGCUGCGGCAGCACUAGCUUACCUACAUGCGAAACUAAGUGCGGAUGAACAGUUCGUAAUUGAGCUAAAAAAAGACGAUGAAGACAGGCUUGUUAACUUGUUCUGGGCAGAUAGUAUUUCAGUGGCUGAUUAUGCAUGCUUUGGAGAAUUAUUGGCUUUCGAUGCGACUUACUAAAAGAACGUCUACAAUAUGCCUCUAGUAAUUUUUUCAGGUACUAAUUCUUUUAUUUUCGGUUCAUAGUAACUUAUAUUUUCAUUCCUAUAAAUUAUAAAGUAUUUA
Linum trigynum is the source of this 1024-nucleotide messenger RNA. NCBI's taxonomy places the organism in Eukaryota, Viridiplantae, Streptophyta, Magnoliopsida, Malpighiales, Linaceae. The record is from the annotation of a GenBank genome assembly.